UCCACAGAUUUCAGCAUCCUGAGUAGCUAGAAUUGCAGGCGUGAGUCACCAGCACUUGGCUACAGGUGAAUUUCUUAGUGUAUAGAUUACACCUUCAAAAACAAGGCCCUUCCAAAGCCCACUUGUUGAAAUGUUAAAAUAUGUAGAGUUGAGAAUGGGCCAUAAGCCUGAGCCUAUAGCCAGCUCCUACCCAGAAUGUUUGUCCUGGGAUCCCAGGGGGAGAGCAGGAGUGGUGCUGCCUGUAGCUCCAGCCCUUAGCACAACUCUGUCCUGGAAGCUUCUUCCUAGGACUAAGCAAACUUCCAACUGGAAGUGCCCUGGAGGGGAUUUGGGCUUCUGCUGAAGGGGCAUCCUUGGGCUAUGUGUAGAUGCAGGGGUGGUUCAGAGGAUGCCUAGUGGUGCUGAGAUAUCCAUGCAGUGGCUUCUCCCUGAAAGUCCAUCCUGGGCGAGGCAGUGGCUUGGGCUGCAUGUGCCCUGCCCUGGUUCUCCUGUGGACUUCCUAAGGUCUCUGUUUCCCUGAUGACAGGUACUGAGUCCUGGAGUCCUCAUGAGGCUAAGCCUACACCUGCAGAGACAGCCAGGACGACAACGUCCUGCGUAUCAGUGUAGGUGCCGCCCACUAGACCUCCACUGCUGGUAUUGCUGCUGAGGCUCUGGGAACAGCUAGGAGGCCCUAUCUGUUGUAUGACCUGGGGAGAGGGCACAGUGGGGAGGCAUUUACUUGGCUCACCUGUGGUGCAUGGAUUGCAGGGGGGAGGUUGGGGUGUCCCUGGACAACUUGAGGUCCAUUAGUGUGUUAGAUCACCUGUGUUGGGUACCUACCUUUCACCAGAUCUCAUGAAACUUACACCUAGGAUUGAAGAGCCACAUCCUUCUGGGGAUGACCUGGAGACUUGCCCCCUCCCUUCUUCCCACCCCCCCAACCAGAGUAAUAGUCUCAGACUAGAUGUGGAGUCCUUCCUUCAAGACUGGCAUCAUUCCGUUCUUAAGUGAAACUGAAAGAGAUGACAUCAGCUUUCUCCCCAAAAGCGGCUGCAUUUCGAAAGUGACGUGUGUCAGUAAAAGGCCAGUUAACAUUUCCUGGGAGUCUCCCACCCCUGUCAGGUCAAAGGCCAUUGACUAACUAGGCUAAGCCCAGAGUGUGUAGCAGGCAACAAACUAUGGAACUGACUCACCACCCUGGGGUGGGGCCGCCAGGCGGGGCUGCACUGGGUGCUGCCGGGUCAGGGAGAAAGUCCAUGUGCAGAGCUGUGGCUCAGGCACAGGGAGUCCCUGGCUAGCUUCCUAGUGUCAUCUGUCCAGCCUGGAGCCAGAAAACUCUCCCUCUGCAUGGCAGGACAUGAUGCCGCGCCCACUGACACACAAGGAAAAACCCAGAUAGCUGUCCCCGUGGCCUCAGUCUGUGGAACCCCCACCUGCCACCUGAUGCUCGCAGUGGGACCUGCCAUGGAUGGGGAGUGUCCUCAGCAUGAACUCCCGCCAGCGGGUAGCAUCCCACUGCAGAAUGCCCUGCUGCACUGUCCAUGGUGGGGCAGUUUCUCUCAGGCGCCAUAUCCAGCCUUCUCCAGCGAGAGCCCUCAGUUCAUGAACUCCACGUUCCUCAACGGCCAUCCUUGCCCAGACACCAGCUAUGCUUCUGUAGCCACUGCCUCCAGCUUCCUGCCAAAGAGUGGUGACUUCCCUCAGGACUCCUCAUACCUCGAGGACCUCUCCAAUGCCUCCAUCUUCUCCUCAUCCGUGGACUCCCUGUCUGAUAUCGUGGACACACCCGACUUCCUGCCAGCAGACAGCCUCAGCCAAGUGCCCACCAUCUGGGAUGUCAGCACUGCCCCAGCCACCAAUGAGAAGCUGUUCCUGCCCAGUGUGCCAUUUCCAAGCCUCAAGGAACCCGUGACCUCCCUCCCCAGCACUCCGCUUCUUGUCAGCUAUCAGUCAGGGAACCCACCAGAGGAGGAGGAAGAGGCCGAGGAGGAGGAGGAGACUGAGGAGCUGGGCCAUGCAGAGACCUACGCUGACUAUGUGCCAUCCAAAUCCAAGAUCGGUAAGCAGCACCCAGACCGUGUAGUGGAGACCAGCACGCUGUCCAGCGUCCCACCACCCGACAUCACCUACACCUUGGCACUGCCCACCCCUGACAGUGGGGCCCUGUCUGCCCUGCAGCUGGAGGCCAUAACCUAUGCAUGCCAGCAACAUGAGGUCGUGCUGCCUAAUGGGCAGCGCGCUGGCUUCCUCAUCGGGGACGGAGCUGGUGUGGGCAAGGGCCGCACGGUGGCUGGCAUCAUCAUGGAGAACUACCUGUGUGGCAGGAAGAAGGCCUUGUGGUUCAGUGUCUCAAAUGACCUCAAGUACGAUGCAGAGCGCGACCUACGAGACAUAGAGGCCCCAGGCAUCGCUGUGCAUGCACUGAACAAGAUCAAGUACGGUGACAACACUACCUCAGAGGGCGUCCUCUUCGCUACCUACUCUGCCCUGAUCGGGGAGAGCCAGGCAGGUGGGCAGCACCGCACCCGCUUGCGGCAGAUCCUCCAGUGGUGCGGGGAGGCCUUCGAUGGCGUUAUCGUGUUUGACGAGUGCCACAAAGCCAAGAAUGCCAGCUCUACCAAGAUGGGCAAGGCUGUCCUGGACCUGCAGAACAAGCUGCCCCUGGCCAGGGUGGUCUACGCCAGCGCCACAGGUGCCUCUGAGCCACGGAACAUGAUCUAUAUGAGCCGCCUGGGCAUCUGGGGUGAGGGCACACCCUUCCGCACCUUCGAGGAGUUCCUGCAUGCCAUUGAGAAGAGGGGUGUGGGUGCCAUGGAGAUUGUGGCCAUGGAUAUGAAGGUCAGCGGGAUGUACAUAGCACGUCAGCUCAGCUUCUCUGGAGUCACCUUCCGCAUUGAGGAAAUCCCACUGCCCCCUGCCUUUGAACACGUCUACAACCGAGCAGCCCUGCUGUGGGCAGAGGCGCUGGGUGUGUUCCAGCAGGCAGCGGACUGGAUCGGCCUGGAGUCACGCAAGUCCCUCUGGGGCCAGUUCUGGUCAGCCCACCAGCGCUUCUUCAAGUACCUAUGCAUCGCUGCCAAGGUGCGCCGGCUGGUGGAGCUAGCCCGCGAAGAACUGGCCCGUGACAAGUGCGUGGUCAUCGGGCUGCAGUCCACGGGUGAAGCACGGACCCGGGAGGUGUUGGAUGAAAACGAGGGGCGGCUCGACUGCUUUGUCUCUGCUGCUGAAGGCGUCUUCCUGUCCCUGAUCCAGAAGCACUUUCCUUCCACCAGAAGGAAGCGGGACCGAGGAGGGGGCAGUAAGAGGAAACGGCGGCUGCGGGGCCGCGGUGCCAAGGUCCCCAAGCUGGCAUUGGAGGCAGGCGUGAUCCGCAUCAGUGAUGACAGCAGCACUGAGUCGGACCCUGGCCUGGACAGUGACUUCAACUCCUCCCCAGAGUCCCUGGUGGAUGAUGAUGUGGUCAUUGUGGAUGCCACUGGGCUCCCUGUGGAUGACCGAGGUCCUCUCUGCCCUCCUCAGAGGGACCCACAUGGCCCCGGUGUCCUGGAGCGUGUGGAGAGGCUGAAGCAGGACCUGCUGGCCAAGGUGCGUGCACUGGGCCGGGAGCUUCCCGUCAACACUCUGGACGAGCUCAUCGACCAGCUUGGAGGCCCCGAGUGUGUGGCUGAGAUGACUGGCAGGAAAGGCCGUGUCGUGUCCAGACCUGAUGGGACAGUGGCCUUCGAGUCACGGGCAGAACAGGGACUGUCCAUCGAUCAUGUGAACCUCAGGGAGAAACAGCGCUUCAUGAGUGGGGAGAAGCUCGUGGCUAUCAUCUCCGAGGCCUCCAGCUCAGGUGUCUCCCUCCAAGCUGACCGUCGAGUCAAGAACCAGCGGCGGCGUGUCCACAUGACCCUCGAGUUGCCCUGGAGUGCUGACCGUGCCAUCCAGCAAUUUGGCCGCACCCACCGGUCCAACCAGGUCUCAGCACCUGAGUAUGUCUUCCUCAUCUCGGAGCUGGCAGGGGAGCGCCGGUUCGCCUCCAUUGUAGCCAAGCGGCUUGAGAGUCUGGGUGCUCUGACCCACGGAGACCGUCGUGCCACCGAGUCCCGAGACUUGAGCAAGUACAACUUUGAGAACAAGUAUGGCGCCCGGGCUCUCAGCAGCGUCCUUACCACCAUUCUGAGCCAAAUAGACAACAAGGUGCCUUUGCCCCAGGGCUACCCUGGAGGGGAUGCCGCUUUCUUCCGAGAUAUGAAGCAAGGCCUGCUGUCAGUCGGCAUUGGCGGGCGAGAGUCACGGUCUGGCUGCCUGGAUGUAGAGAAGGACUGCUCCAUCGCCAAGUUCCUGAACCGCAUCCUGGGGCUGGAGGUGCACAAGCAGAAUGCGCUCUUCCAGUACUUCUCAGACACCUUUGAUCACCUCAUCGAGGCGGACAAGAAGGAGGGCAGAUACGACAUGGGCAUCCUGGACCUGGCUCCUGGCAUCGAUGAGAUCUAUGAGGAGAGCCAGCAGGUGUUCCUGGCCCCUGGGCACCCACAGGACGGGCAGGUGGUCUUCUACAAGAUCAGCGUGGACCGAGGCUUGAAGUGGGAGGAGGCAUUCACCAAGUCACUGGAGCUCGUGGGCCCCUACGACGGCUUCUACCUCUCCUAUAAGGUCCGGGGCAACAAGCCCAGCUGUCUCCUUGCAGAGCAGAACCGAGGCAAGCACUUCACUGUGUACAAGCCCAACGUAGGCCGGCAGAACCACCUAGAAACCCUGGACAGCCUAUGCCGCAGGUUCCACCGGGUCACUGCCGAGGAGGCCAGGGAGCACUGGGAAAGCAACUACACCUACUCGCUGACACACUGCAGCCACACUGCCUGGAACCAGCACUGCCGGCUGGUGCAGGAGGGCAAGGACUGCACGCAGGGCUUGCGCCUGCGGCACCACUACAUGCUGUGUGGGGCCCUGCUGCGCGUGUGGGGCCGCAUUGCGGCCGUGAUGGCGGACGUCAGCAGCAGCAGCUACCUGCAGAUCGUGCGGCUGAAGACCAAAGACAAGAAGAAGCAAGUGGGCAUCAAGAUCCCAGAGAGCUGCGUGCGCCGCGUGCUGCAGGAGCUGCGGCUGAUGGACGCCGACGUCAAGCGCCGGGGCCUGCCGGACCCCGGACUCCCGGCGCGGCCCCUCACCCCGCGCAUGCUGCCACUACCCUGCGACCCAGGCGAGGUUCUGGAUCUGACCUACAGUCCCCCGGCCUUGGAGGCCUUCCCGGCCCCGCUGCCCCGCUUCACCUUCCCGCCGCCGCCUCCCGAGUCCCGCGCCCUGCUGCAGCUGGGCGCGCCCGACCCCACUGCUGCCGACCCCGCCGCCUUGGCGCACCAGAGCUGCGACAUUAACUUCAGGGAGGUGUUGGAGGACAUGCUGCGCUCCCUCAACGCCGGGCCCUCGGAGCCCCCAGGCCCGCUGGUGGGUGCGGGGGGCGCAGGGGUCGGCGGCGGGGGCCCGGAGAGGCAGAGCGUCAUCCAGUUCAGCCCCCCGUUCCCCAACUCCUAGGCCGGUGUCCCCUCAACUGACCGUCAUGCGCCCCAUGGCGUAGCCUCUCCUGGUGUGGGAGGCCCUGCGACUACUGAGGGCGCCGCCUGCCCACAGUGCCUUCCCCGCCAGGCCGCGCGCACAGCGGUCUCAGGGCCCACUCAGGACGAAGCCUGGAAGCCGUGAGGCUGGUGGUCCCGAGCUGCAAACUCAGGAAACCCGGUGCUCAGGCCCCCCGCUGUCUCUGGGAGCUCCGCGGGGCAGCCCCCAUUAAUAUAUGCAAUCCCUCCCAUUCCCUAAAUUAUUGCCUGUCCACCCUUCACCACCCCCACCCCCAUGCCUAUAGUCCAUGGGUGGGCAGCCUUCUGGUUUCUACAUGUAUUUAUAAUGAGCUCUAAUGUAUAUAAUGUAAAAACAUUUUUUAAAUAUAUGUGUUUUUUGCCUAC
Molecule: messenger RNA, 5924 nt
Organism: Perognathus longimembris pacificus (Pacific pocket mouse)
Lineage: Eukaryota; Metazoa; Chordata; Mammalia; Rodentia; Heteromyidae
Gene: Sbno2
Product: strawberry notch homolog 2
Exons: 32
Coding region: 1330-5499 (1389 amino acids)
Biological process (GO): regulation of DNA-templated transcription
Cellular component (GO): nucleus
Molecular function (GO): histone binding; chromatin DNA binding
Source: RefSeq, a predicted model, not a curated record